Messenger RNA from Caenorhabditis bovis, 1347 nucleotides. Lineage: Eukaryota; Metazoa; Nematoda; Chromadorea; Rhabditida; Rhabditidae. The record is from the annotation of a GenBank genome assembly.
AUGCUUCGCGCGGUCACCUCAUCAGCAUCCACAGUUCGUGCAGCUUCAACAGCUGCUCAACGCAAACUUCCAAACAUUGUUUUGGUAGAUGCUGUGCGCACUCCAUUCGUCAUGUCGGGAACGGUUUUCAAGGAUUUGAUGGCAGUUGAUUUGCAAAAAGAAGCUAUUAAAGCACUAGUUGAUCGCACUAAUUUACCAUACGAAAAGCUUGAUCACAUUAUUUGUGGAACAGUCAUCCAGGAAUGCAAAACAAGCAACAUUGCGCGCGAAGCAGCUCUCAUGGCUGGCGUUCCAGACACGAUCCCCGCUCAUACCGUCACUCUUGCUUGUAUUUCCUCGAAUGUUGCGAUGACACAAGGAAUGGGAAUGUUAAUGACCGGAAAUGCGAACGCCAUCAUCGCCGGCGGAGUCGAAUUACUAUCCGAUGUUCCAAUCCGAUACAAUAGAAACGCGAGAAAGGCGAUGCUUGGAUUGAACAAGGCAAAAGAUGUUCCAUCAAAACUGAAAAUUGGUGGACAAAUCUUGAAGAAUAUUCUUGCUCCAGAAUUGCCAGCUGUUGCUGAAUUCUCGACUGGUGAAACUAUGGGACACAGCGGAGAUCGUCUUGCUGCGGCUUUCAACGUUUCGAGAAAGGAACAAGACGAGUUUGCUCUUCGCUCGCACUCGCUUGCCUUGGAAGCGCAGAAAUCUGGAAAAUUCACCGACGUCAUUCCCGUUUUCUUGGGCGGAAAGAAGCCAGUUACCAUCAAACAAGACAAUGGAAUCAGAAUCUCGACGUUAGAGAAAAUGGCGUCUUUGAAGCCAGCAUUCGUGAAACCGCAUGGAACUGUUACUGCUGCCAAUGCUUCUUAUUUGACUGAUGGAGCUUCAGCUGCUCUCAUUAUGACGGAAGAGUUCGCUUUGGCUAAUGGAUACAAGCCAAAAGCUUACUUGAGAGACUACAUGUAUGUCGCUCAGGACCCAAAAGAUCAACUCCUACUCUCGCCAGCUUACGUCAUUCCGAAAUUGCUCGACAAAGCCGGACUAACUCUUAAGGAUGUCGACGUUUUCGAGAUUCACGAGGCUUUUGCUGGACAGGUUCUUGCAAAUCUCAAUGCUCUUGACAGUGACUACUUCUGCAAGGAGCACAUGAAGAGAAAGGGAAAAUUCGGAAGAUUGCCAAUGGAGAAGCUUAACAAUUGGGGAGGCUCUUUGUCAAUUGGUCAUCCAUUCGGCGCUACUGGAGUCAGAUUGGCCACUCAUUCCGCUCAUCGGCUGAAGGAGGAAAAAGGACAAUAUGCCGUGAUUGCUGCUUGUGCAGCUGGUGGUCAUGGUGUUGGAAUGCUCAUCGAAGCCUAUGGAAAGUAA